UCGGUGCUAAUUCGCCGCUAUCUGCGGCACAGCCUUCAUCAGGAUCCGGUAUCAUUGAGGACCCGCUCCCGCCCGAUAAACAUCAUCCCCCCGCCGGCAACCAACAAGCACCCGACUUGGACAGCGAGGACAGCAUGGCCGCUCUCAUAGGCGAUGUCUUCACCGAAUCAUCCUCGCGGUUUCAUGGUAUGAUCGGAGGGCAUUCCCACGACAUUCACUAUCAGAGCCGCUCAGUCAGUCGGUCCCGCGAUCGCGAUGCUCAGUCCCACCACACCCCACGCCCGACGGCGAGCCCAAGGAGAGCCUCUACAUCAGUAGCUUCCGUACAGAGCCAGGCUCGAAGUAGACGGGAUUCGAAUGAACCAGUACAGGAGACGAACACAAAAGAGACACACGCAAGACGCUUCUCCGCAACGCCUAAGACCGCUCGACUGCCUUCGCCUCCACCUACAUCAGAUGCGUCCUCCGAGACCCCUUCUAGCGGCGGCGCGCAGACACAACACGAUGUACCCAUAGACGGCGCGCAGAAUCCCACGCCUGCGUCAUUCUCCGCCUCCGGCUCAAGCGCCUCAUCGGCGACCACCGUAAUACCACCGCAACCGAGAUCCGUACCUUCUCCAAGGUAUGAUAGCAGUGGUCCGCACUCGACUGCGCCUCACGUUCAAACUGCUGGCUCUUCAUCUGUUCCGCCGCAUCUCGAUGAUCCACCCGAAUCGCCGAUACAGACCCAGACAACAAUCCGAGUUCGCGAUCUCGCGCACAUUCAGAGCUUGGCCAGAGCCGACCUGCUCCCCGGGACUGGCCCCAGGGCCCAGAAAGACCCGCCACUCCAACAGAUGAAGUACGAGAUCAGCGGGAUGCCUAUUGGAGACAUCAUCGAGAUGGUGGCGGCGCUUUUGACAAAGAUCACUACCACCAACGACCUCCAGCAUGACGCUCUCAACCGCAACGCGCACCACCUAAGGCAGGCACAGGCACAGGCGAGAGGCGAGGAAGGGAGCGGGGAGAGCAGCAUGAGCCCGCUGAGCAGCAGUGUUCUGGCCUUCCACGGCAAGAAUGUGCCGGCUAUCACCAUUUUGAGCUACCUCAGUCGCAUCCACAAGUACUGUCCGACCACAUACGAAGUCUUCCUCAGUCUACUAGUUUACUUCGACCGGAUGACGGAACGGGUCAAUGACAUGGUAAUGAAGAGCGAAGAGGCGCGGCGACUGCAGCUGGAGGCACAACGCCUCCAAGCACAGCCGGCCACUGGGAGCCUGGAUGCCGAUAAGGACACAGUCAUGCGCGAUGAUGAUGAUUCGAGUGACGCGACCGAGACUGACUCGGAGUUGGCAGACUCCACUGACAGCGACGACGAGAUCGCGGGGCAGGCGGGGCGGAAAUCGACGCGCGGCGCAUCGGCCACCAACAAUAGCGUGCAUGCUGCUGCUGUGCAGGCCACGUACUUUGUCGUGGACAGCUUUAAUAUCCAUCGUCUAAUUAUUGCGGGUGUGACUUGUGCUAGCAAGUUCUUCUCCGAUGUCUUCUAUACCAACUCGCGAUACGCUAAGGUCGGCGGCCUUCCCCUCCCCGAAUUGAACCACCUCGAGCUACAGUUCCUCCUCCUAAACGACUUCCGGCUUGCCGUGCCCGUCGAGGAUUUAGAGGCGUACGCUACGAUGCUGGUAGAGUUCUAUGCUCGGGAGGUCGUUGCGCAGCGGCCCCGUCCCAUGGGGGGCCGGAAUGAGUUGUCGCCAUUGGGGUAGGAUCCGGCGAGGAUGAAGGUGCCCAAUUUAUACACUUGCGCUACGCCUCAAGACGGACGGGGGCGUUUCUAGAGCGAUGAGCGAUGGUUUUCGAACGACGCCGGCUGCAAAGAAAGUA
This is a messenger RNA of Chaetomium strumarium, 1863 nucleotides long. Its product is annotated as cyclin-domain-containing protein. Gene Ontology annotation, cellular component: cyclin-dependent protein kinase holoenzyme complex; nucleus. Gene Ontology annotation, biological process: regulation of cyclin-dependent protein serine/threonine kinase activity. Lineage: Eukaryota; Fungi; Ascomycota; Sordariomycetes; Sordariales; Chaetomiaceae. The coding region runs from base 135 to 1745 and encodes 536 amino acids. Gene Ontology annotation, molecular function: protein kinase binding; cyclin-dependent protein serine/threonine kinase regulator activity. The record is from RefSeq and is a predicted model, not a curated record. The transcript has 2 exons.